Messenger RNA from Klebsormidium nitens, 1632 nucleotides. The record is from the annotation of a GenBank genome assembly. Lineage: Eukaryota; Viridiplantae; Streptophyta; Klebsormidiophyceae; Klebsormidiales; Klebsormidiaceae.
AUGCAUCCGAUCUCAGCAUGCCGGCGCGCAUCGCCUCUCUCGACGCCGCGCUUCCAAGACAUCUUCGUCGACGCGAGUCUGAAGGCGGAUCGAGCGGGCAUCGGAGUCAAUUACCAUACGCGCCGGGAGUUCGAGAAGUACAGCCUCGUCCGCCGCCCAGACCGCCGCCCGGACAGCAACCACGCGGAGCUCGCCGCCAUCUUCGUGGCCCUCCUCCAUUCGCGAGGGAGCCGGAAGACUCGAAUCUUCACGGACAGCCAGACGAGCAUCGAUCUGAUCCGCGAGGGCACGCUCGACCCGCGCUUCGCCGUCCUGGUCGGAUGCUCGCGCUGGCUACUGGCGGAGAGUGAGGAGACGCUGCUGUUCAAAGUCAAGGGCCACUCCGGGGUCCCUGGCAACGAGGUGGCACAUCGGCUCGCGGCCAUGGGAAGGCGCGACGGCGCGAUCGUACUCCCCGACUACUUGAUAGGCCGCGCCGAGUGCCGUGACCGACUCAUCCCGGCGCUCAUCGACGAGUGCGCCCGCCUGAACCAGUGGCAGAUCGAGUCAUUCAAGCGGACGCAGGCAGGAGCGUCCUCGCAAGCGGAGAUCAUGAGCAGCAGCUCGGUCUGCACCAAGAAACGGACGAUGCCCACCAUCUCGGGCGAGGUGCCAUCCUCGGAAGCAGCCAGUUCCCGAAGCUCCCUGACGCGGCUCCUGACGUCGAGCGCCUCCACUCCCACCAGUUUUCUCGAGAGCGAGAGCAAUCUACUGGGUCUCAUGCUCGCUUCCUUGUCAUAUGCGGCCGACAAUAUGACGUUCGACUUCAAACCACACUUUCACAAGGCGUUCCAAUUGGCAGAGGAGAUCGGGAGCGGGAGCUUCGGACGCACCCACGUGGCCUUCGCCAGGAAGAUGGGAGAUGGGGAUGGCAAGCGAGUGGCCGUGAAGGUCAUUCCCAAACGCCGGAUGUCGAGCCAGGUCGAGAUUGACGACGUGGUUCGAGAGGUAGAAAUCCUGCGCGUGCUCCAGCGCAACGAAAACGUGGUCGAGUUCAUAGACGCUUACGAGGACGCCAUGAACGUAUACAUAAUCAUGGAGCUGUGCUCGGGUGGGGACCUGUCGGACAGGAUCCUGGACGCCGGAGGGCGGUGCUCUGAGGAGAGCGCGGUGCCCUUGGUGUGGCAGAUCCUCAGCGCAGUCGCAUACAUGCACAGGCGAGGCGUCAUUCACCGGGACAUCAAGCCCGAAAACUUUCUGUUCGCAUCGGAUGACGAGAAUUCAAUCCUCAAGGCCAUCGACUUUGGCCUCUCCGACUACUGCCGAGAAGGGGACGUGCUCAGUGACAUCGUGGGGAGCCCGUAUUUCGUCGCGCCCGAGGUACUGAAGAAGGCAUACGACCUAAAGGCGGACGAGUGGAGUAUAGGCGUCAUGACGUACAUCAUGCUGGUAGGAGCCAGACCGUUUUAUGGCCGCACGCAAUCCGAGGUAUUCAGGUCGGUCCUGGACGAAAAGCCGAAUAUGGAGGAGGUGGAGAUAACGGCGGAGGCCAGGGACUUCAUAGAAAAGUUACUGACGCGAGACGUGCGAGGAAGACUGACGGCCGCUCAGGCCUUGACGCAUCCAUGGAUGAGCGAAGUCCGGAACCGAUAA